This is a messenger RNA of Torulaspora globosa, 2328 nucleotides long. RefSeq names its product TFIIH/NER complex ATP-dependent 5'-3' DNA helicase subunit RAD3 (gene RAD3). The transcript has a single exon. Lineage: Eukaryota; Fungi; Ascomycota; Saccharomycetes; Saccharomycetales; Saccharomycetaceae. Gene Ontology annotation, cellular component: nucleus. Gene Ontology annotation, molecular function: DNA helicase activity; hydrolase activity, acting on acid anhydrides, in phosphorus-containing anhydrides; ATP binding. The record is from RefSeq and is a predicted model, not a curated record. Gene Ontology annotation, biological process: positive regulation of mitotic recombination; nucleotide-excision repair; transcription by RNA polymerase II. The coding region runs from base 1 to 2328 and encodes 775 amino acids.
AUGAAAUUCUACAUCGAUGAUUUACCAGUACUUUUCCCUUAUCCCAAAAUUUACCCAGAGCAGUACAAGUAUAUGUGCGAUAUCAAGAGAACUUUAGAUGCCGGCGGAAAUAGUAUUCUGGAAAUGCCUUCGGGAACUGGGAAAACUGUUUCAUUACUUUCAUUAACUAUUGCCUAUCAAAUGCACUAUCCUGAGCAUCGAAAGAUCAUAUACUGUUCCCGUACUAUGUCCGAGAUCGAAAAAGCGCUGAUAGAGUUGGAGAACCUUAUGGAUUAUAGAACUCGGGAGUUAGGCUUCCGUGAGGAUUUCAGAGGCCUAGGUUUAACUUCGAGAAAAAAUCUCUGUCUGCAUCCAAUCGUAAGUAAGGAACGGAAGGGUACAGUUGUUGAUGAAAAAUGCCGUCGUAUGACCAAUGGCCAGGCAAAACGUCAGUUGGAAAAUGAUCCGGAAUCUAAGGUUGAACUGUGUGAUUACCAUGAGAAUCUAUACAACCUCGAAGUUGAAGAUUAUCUUCCUAAGGGUGUGUUUUCAUUUGAGAGGCUGAUAAAGUACUGUGAGGAGCGAACUUUGUGUCCGUAUUUUAUCGUUCGUCGUAUGAUCUCACUCUGUAAUAUUAUUAUUUACUCCUAUCACUAUUUGCUGGAUCCCAAAAUUGCGGAAAGAGUCUCGAAGGAAGUUUCAAAGGAUGGAAUUGUCAUUUUCGAUGAGGCGCACAAUAUUGACAACGUUUGUAUAGAGUCGCUUUCACUUGAUUUGACAAACGAUGUCCUGAAGCGCGCUACGAAGGGCGCUAAUGCUCUGGAAAAUAGGAUUCAAGAGGUUAGAAGAGUGGAUGCUAAGAAGUUGCAAGACGAAUAUGAUAAAUUAGUCAAAGGGCUGCACACCGCAGAGAUAUUAGAACCUGGCGAAGAAGCCGCUUUAGAAACGCCUGUUCUCUCAGAAGAUUUAUUGACAGAAGCGAUACCAGGGAAUAUCAGGAGAGCAGAACAUUUUGUCUCAUUUCUUAAGAGGCUAAUCGAGUAUCUGAAGACAAGAAUGAAAGUUUUACAUGUAAUUUCAGAGACGCCCAAGUCAUUUCUGCAGCAUUUAAAACAAUUAACUUUCAUUGACAGAAAACCUUUACGGUUUUGCUCGGAACGGCUCUCGCUUCUGGUAAGGACGCUGGAGGUGUCCGAAAUAGAAGACUUCAUGGCACUUAAGGACAUUGCGACAUUUGCUACCUUAAUAUCAACAUAUGAGACAGGCUUUUUAUUGAUCAUUGAACCCUAUGAAAUAGAGAAUGCCGCUGUGCCGAACCCUAUCAUGCGAUUCACAUGUUUGGAUGCAUCAAUUGCAAUAAAACCUGUAUUUGAAAGAUUUUCAUCCGUGAUAAUUACUUCGGGUACCAUAUCACCGCUUGAUAUGUACCCUAGGAUGCUGAAUUUCAACACGGUGCUCCAGAGAUCUUAUGCAAUGACCUUAGCGAAAAAAUCAUUCUUGCCAAUGAUUGUGACCAAGGGUUCAGAUCAAGUGGCUAUUUCUUCUAGGUUUGAAAUUCGGAAUGAUCCUAGUAUUGUACGUAAUUAUGGUUCAAUGCUGGUGGAAUUUGCUAAAAUAACGCCGGAUGGGAUGGUUGUAUUCUUCCCAUCAUACCUUUACAUGGAAAGCAUCAUAUCUAUGUGGCAAACGAUGGGCAUAUUGGAUGAAGUUUGGAAACAUAAGCUAAUUUUGGUUGAAACCCCAGACGCUCAAGAGACUUCGCUUGCCCUGGAAACGUACAGAAAAGCUUGUUCCAAUGGAAGAGGUGCUAUUCUUUUAUCUGUCGCCCGUGGCAAAGUUUCAGAAGGAAUCGACUUUGACCAUCAGUAUGGUAGAACAGUGCUGAUGAUAGGCAUUCCGUUCCAGUACACUGAGUCUCGUAUAUUAAAGGCCCGUUUGGAAUUUCUUAGGGAAAACUAUCAGAUAAGAGAGAAUGAUUUCCUAUCAUUUGAUGCAAUGAGGCAUGCCGCACAAUGUUUGGGUAGGGUUUUGAGAGGAAAGGAUGAUUACGGAGUGAUGGUAUUGGCGGAUCGUAGAUUUUCAAGGAAAAGAAAUCAGUUACCAAAGUGGAUUUCUCAGGGCCUUUCUGAUGCUGAUCUCAACCUUUCAACAGAUAUGGCUAUCGCUAACGCCAAACAGUUCUUGAGGACAAUGGCUCAACCCACAGAUCCAAAAGAUCAAGAAGGUGUCUCCGUUUGGAGAUACGAAGAGCUCCUUCAAUAUCAGCAGGAAGAAAAAUCAAAAAGAAAGCAGCAGAAUGGAGAUGGCACGAUCCAGGAUGAAGCUCCUGUUGAUGUUGAAAUGGAAUAA